Molecule: messenger RNA, 3281 nt
Organism: Dimorphilus gyrociliatus
Lineage: Eukaryota; Metazoa; Annelida; Polychaeta; Dinophilidae
Source: the annotation of a GenBank genome assembly
CUGUCUGUGAUUCAACUUGAUUACGGUCGAUCACUACUCGGACUAUGGGAGAAGAAAGUAUAAUUUUAGAAAAACCAGGAAAUCAAAUGGAGUCUCAAAUGGAAGUCGAUGCGCACAAGGAGGUUUCCGAGCUUACCGAUGAACAGUUAGUUUAAAACAUUUUUUAUUAAACCUAAAUAAUGAACAUUUUUAGUUCGAAUAGCCAAUGUUUCUAGAAUUUUCGAUGUUCAUAUUGAGGAGAGGCACGUGUAUGUCGAAUUCCUGUGUCAUAUAAUUAACAUUAUGUAUUCUCUUCAAGAAGAUAUUAGUAGAAGAUAAUAAAAAAAUUUACCUUAAAAUUAUUUAUAAUAUCCUUCUAUUGUUUUUUUUGUAGAAAAGCUGUUCUUGCAGAAAAAACGAAAGAAGAGGGAAAUGCAGCCUAUAAAGAAAAGCAAUAUGACCUAGCAUUAGAUUGCUAUUCCAAAGCUAUAAGUAAUUUAAUUUGAUAAUAUGUUAAUGUUAGUUCACAAAAAAAGAUUUUUUAAAAUCUCAGUAGAAAUAAUUCUAAUUUAUCUCUGAUUAGGAAAUUGUUUAAUUCUUAACAGCCUUGUGCCCAAAUUGUGCAGCAUAUUAUGGAAAUCGUGCGGCUGUUCUUAUGAUGCUUAACCAACACUCAGAAGCUCUUAAAGAUGCUAGGCAGUCAACUCAAAUAGACCCCCAAUUCUACAAGGGCUUUGUGCGCACAGCAAAAUGUCUUUUAAGUCUUGGGGAGCCAAAAGCUGCAAUAAAUCAAUUAGAACGUGCUGCUCAAUUAACACCAAACAAUGAUCAGCUGAAAUUUGAUUUUGAACAGGCUAAAAAAUUACUGUCAUAUCUCGAAGCCUCUGAUAAAGCUUACGAAUGCGGUGACUUUAGGAAAGUUGUUUAUUGUAUGGAUAGAUGCAUAGAUAUUUCACCAGGAUGUAUAAAAUUUAUAACCAACAAAGCAGAAUGUCUUGCUUUACUAAAGAGAUACGAAGAGGCACAAUCCAUUGCCUUUGAUUUGUUAAGGAAAGAUAAUCUUAAUGCCGAUGCUCUCUACGUUAGAGGAUUAUGUUUGUAUUACGAGGAUAAUGUUGACAAAGCGUUUUCUCAUUUUCAACGGGUUUUGCAAUUAGCCCCAGAUCAUAUAAAAGCUAAAACAGUAUACAAAAAAGCCAAAAGUUUAAUUGCAAAAAAAGAGGAAGGGAAUACUGCCUUUAAAAGUGGAGAAUUUGACAAAGCUUAUGAAGUAUACACUUCCGCUCUGAACAUUGACCCUUUAAAUGUAUUUACAAAUUCGAAAUUAUACUGCAAUCGAGCAACUGUGUGCUCAAAAUUAGGCAAGAACAAGAACGCAAUAGAAGAUUGUAGUAAAGCUAUAUCUUUAGAUGAAUCAUAUUUGAAGGCUUACUUGAGAAGAGCCAAAUGUUAUAUGGAUGAAGAACAAUAUGAAGAAGCGGUUGUUGAUUAUGAAAAAAUUUUUCAAAUGCAAAAAACUAGGGAAAAUAAACAAGCCUUACAAAAUGCUAAAUUAGAACUAAAAAAGUCAAAAAGGAAAGAUUAUUAUAAAAUACUAGGUAUAAGUAAAACAUCUUCUGAUGACGAAAUCAGAAAAGCUUAUCGGAAGAGGGCGCUACGACAUCAUCCUGAUAGACAUUCAUCAGCCGAUGACGAAACUAAAAAAGAAGAAGAAAAGAAGUUUAAGGAAAUAGGAGAAGCAUAUGCUGUAUUAUCUGAUCCCAAGAAAAGAGAAAGAUACGACACUGGACAAGAUCUGGAUGAAGGAGGAUUCCAAUCCGAUUUCGAUCCCAACACUAUCUUUCAAGCAUUUUUCGGAGGAGGUGGUAGCCGGAAUGGAGGGUUUCCAUUUGGAGGUGCAGGGGGAUUUCCUGGCGAUUCUAGUUUUUCUUUCUCCUUUGGAUAAUUCAAGGGAGAGAGAACAGACGAAACAAAAUAUACUUUCUUCUCUCAUUCAAGAAAGAGAUAAAUUUGGAGAGAUAACUUUAAAAGCAAUUCGACUCAGCUUAUUAUUGAUUGCUUGUUUCUACCUAUACGUUUUUAACAAUAGAGUUUUCACUGUAUAUAAUAAUGUAAACUUAUUUGAUCUAAAUAUAUUGUGUAUUCAAGAGAUAUUUCGUAAGGAGAAGCAAUUAACCUUUCCAUAUUUCGUUUAUUCUAUCAAAUUUUCUCAGGGCAAAAGAGAUAUAAAAGCUGACGUUGAAGUAAUGCGUGUUUCUUUCAAGACAGCGAUAAAACCUGUCAAUUAGUAUGCACCACAUGCGCCCAUCUUUAUCAUACUCAACUACGUAAGAAUUCUACUCAGCCUAUAGAACUACGACCGCUUCGCAAGUUAUGAAAGAACUUAUAUCUUUCUAUUAGUCAAAAGCAGAUGCUUAUUACAUUAAAGAAAAUCACGAAACAAUAUUCUAACAUUAUUAAUUUAAAAAAUUACAUAUCUGCAGCCUGCGAGUAAUGCAUGGUAAUAAGAUUGUCUAACGUAGAUAAAGAGCAUUAGCUUAGAGAGCUGGUUAUUCCUUUAAACGUUUUCUCUUCUGACUCUCUAAUUAUCAAUCUAUUUACGAUUUAAGUCCAAGAUCUGUGACAAAUCUUUUUAAGUGCGUUGAAUAAACUGAAAAAUGGAGAAUUUGUCGUUUCUUAUAUUUUAAUGAUGUUGUGUACCAAGAACGCAAAUUACGCGUGUAAAAAACAUUAGUGAUCUGGUGUGACCUUAACUUAAUAACGAACAAUUUGCAAAUUGUAAGCGAGGGAAAGGAAAUUAAUAUGCACGAUAAACAAUUUUUACAGAUCCAGAUCAAAAGGGGUAAUUUUCAGAUUAAAGCCUAUAGGCCAUUCACCGUUAGAUGGCGCGAUUAAUACAGUUAAAACAUAAUCACUUCUCUCCGUCUGUCUAUUUCUCUCUUCUCUCUAAAUUUUUUAUUUAUUCAUUAAAAGCGUUUGAAGUAGGUAGAAGGGUAAAGAGGAGAAAACUAUGUUAUUUGUUAUUUUUUUUCUAUAAUGCUUUUCUAUUAAUUCAAUAGGCAAUUAUGCACAAUGGAUAAACAUAAAGUACAUUAUUACGGUCAGUCUGAAAAGCAAAACAAAAACCCUCUUUGGAGGAGGUAAAACUAAACCUAAUUUAUAGAUGAACUUGCGUCAUUUAAGUCUCGGAAAUUUCACACUGUUUUUUUAUUGGAAGGAAAAAAUCUGGUGCAUUCUAUACCAUAAAUAUCAUAAAGGAAUACUGAGUGAUAUAAUGGAAAAACAAUGCACCGUAACAGAAC